AUUGAGUGAAAAGGGAGAGAUAGUUACGCUAUUUCCGGCUCUGAAGUGGGCGGCUUUGGAAUCAUCUGUGCUCGAUUUAUUCAAGACACUGGAUGAACUUACCUGUGGUUUCUCCAUAUCAAGAUAUAAAUAUGUCAAGUUACAUGCGUAGCGAGCUCAAAAUCAAAGACGUUUUGGUUGAGCAAAUAGAUCCGAUUGACGCCUCUGGAUUGCUUCACACUGUUAAUUCGUGAAAGCCAGCUUGGCGGAAGAUAUUAAUCAAAAUGUCGAAGAGAAUCAUCACCGUUUUUGGCGCUACAGGAGUUCAAGGUGGCUCCGUGGUGGACGCUCUACUGAACGAUGCAAUUGCCGCGAACACAUACGUUAUCCGCGGAGUAACCCGCAACCCAUCAAGCGCGGCGGCCGAAGCACUGCGAACUCGAGGCGUAUCGACAGUUCAGGCAGAUCUGAACGACAUGUCUUCACUGAGCGCAGCAGUCAGCGGCUCAUAUGCAAUCUUCGCCGUAACUGACUUCUGGGGAUCGUUCAAAGAGCUCGGUCAAGAAAAAGCUGCAGAGUUAGAAACAGCGCAAGGAGUCAAUAUCGCGACGGCCGCUCUUUCGACUCUCGACACUCUCCAACACUUCAUCUUCUCAACGCUGCCCGACGCAUCGCGCAUCACAUCCGGCGCUGUUAAAGUGCCGCACUACGAGUCCAAGGCCCACGUCAAAGAAUAUAUCGAGUCCCAACCCGAGCUACGUGCCGUGACGACGUUUGUUUGGCCCGGUUUCUACGCGAGUAACUUGUCCUGGGACAUCUUGAAGCCUGUGUAUCUAGAUACGGCCGGGCAAUACAUACAGCUACAAGGUAUAAACGGCGAUACCCCGGUAUAUUGUCUGGGCGAUACACGUGCCAACUUCGGCGUCUUCAUCCGCGCCAUCUUGACGCAGAAAGAGAAAGUUGGCAACGGCAACAUUGUCUUUGCGUACGUUGAGAUGAUCACCCUUGGAGAUCUUCUACAGAUGUGGGCACAGGCCCAUGACGUAAAGGCGCAAUAUGUGCAUAUAGAAAAGGCUGUUUACGACACGCUGUGGCCGGGCCUCGGCGGCGAGUUUGUUAUGGGCAUGGAGUUUUGGGACUGGGUCAAGAACAAGGGGAGUUGGAUGGGAGAUGAGGGUAGUGUACUAAACUGGCGCGACUUGAACAUUGACGUCGGUGCUCUUACUAGUAUAGAGAAAGCAGUCUCAGCUCUUCUAAUCUAA
This is a messenger RNA of Xylaria bambusicola, 1241 nucleotides long. RefSeq lists its product as uncharacterized. The coding region runs from base 264 to 1241 and encodes 325 amino acids. Lineage: Eukaryota; Fungi; Ascomycota; Sordariomycetes; Xylariales; Xylariaceae. The record is from RefSeq and is a predicted model, not a curated record. The transcript has a single exon.